Molecule: messenger RNA, 3495 nt
Organism: Glycine soja
Lineage: Eukaryota; Viridiplantae; Streptophyta; Magnoliopsida; Fabales; Fabaceae
Product: protein NEDD1-like
Exons: 9
Coding region: 1233-3203 (656 amino acids)
Biological process (GO): regulation of phragmoplast microtubule organization; cell plate assembly; regulation of microtubule nucleation
Cellular component (GO): kinetochore microtubule
Molecular function (GO): protein binding; gamma-tubulin complex binding
Source: RefSeq, a predicted model, not a curated record
GAGAAUUUGAAAUAAAUUGACACAAUGUAGCAAUACACUUGCUCUCUCUCCAUGAGACAAAGCUCAGAAGUCUUUUUACAUUCUACAAACUUAAAACGACAACGGCUUUUACUUCAUUACACACCUGUCUUCAAGGGAGUUUCUGAUUCUAUAGCGUAGAAUAGAACUAACUAGGUAAUGCAGGAAGCAGGAUGAGUUAUUUUCUAUCACGUACUCUAUUAAUACAUUACUACUCCUAACUCUACCCAUAACCACCAAUGUGACAGCGAUAAGAACCGCAUCACAAAAGUUAGCUGUCAUAGCUGGAGAGCCCAAGGCCCUAUAAGCCCCACACUAGAAUCCCAUACUUCCAAUUUGUGACUCAAGUUCCACACCUUGCAAUUGAAUCCUAACAUCUCACCACACUCUAUAGCCCGGGGGCCGGGCCCCAUGCGGGGCUGGCUAUGCACUAGCUCUUUUCGCUAGUUCCGGGCAAACACUGUAAUGCUGUUGUUACCACUUGCGUUGCUGAUUUGCGUCUGAGAGACAUGGUCGAAGACUAGUUACUAGAGUUAUAUAUCUAAUACUACAAGAUUUAGCUCUUCUAAAGUGAGAUGCAUAGAGUGAAAGAGCGACAAUGUGUUCAGGGUUGAUUUGAAUUAAAGCAUUUUGUAAGCAUAAUCCACUUACAUUACCAGUGGACAGGCCUUGCUUUAGAGGAGUCUAAUCCAAUAAUACUUGACUGCAAAUGUUAGUUAUCAGUUCCCAUCAACAUUGCGCCCAAAUUUUAAACCCUUGUCUUGGUUCUAUUUUGCCUGAACAUUGUCAUCUUUGCACUUGUUUGUAGUGGCUAUAUUAAGAAUUUCAGACAUGUUAGAUGUAGUGUUACUAACUUACUAUCAACACAAACUUGUGUGUGAAAUUAUUGGGAUAAAUUAAAUGAUAUUUUUAAGCGUAAAAAUGAAAUCAAUGAAUCUCCUACGGCCUUUGAUUCAAUUAACAGAGAAUUGAACUUUGAUUGUACAUGAGGGGAGAGACUGUCCUGUCAAAGUUGGCUCUUUUUGGCUUUUUCAGAAGAAGCAACAAAGACAGGAAGACCCCUUUGUGAAUCUAUAUUGGCCAUCAGCUUCAGCAACAAGGCAUCCAGAUAUGUGUGUUCAGGAGGAACUGGUCAAGUUGUAAGGAUAUGGGAUUUGCAAAGGAAACGCUGUAUUAAAUGGCUAAAGGGUCAUACUAAUACUGUCACAGGUGUAAUGUACAAUUGUAAGGAUGAACAUUUGGCAUCUAUCAGCCUUAGUGGUGACCUAAUGCUUCAUAACCUUGCUUCUGGGCAAAAGGCUGCGGAGCUCAAAGACCCCAAUCAACAGAUGUUGAGAGUUCUUGAUUAUUCUCGAGUUAGUCGUCACCUUCUUUUGACUGCUGGUGACGAUGGGACAGUACAUUUGUGGGAUACAACUGGUCGCAGCCCUAAGGUUUCAUGGAUAAAGCAGCAUUCUGCUCCAACUGCUGGUAUUAGCUUCUCUCCAUCCAAUGAUAAGAUCAUUGCUAGUGUUGGCCUUGAUAAAAAAAUGUACAUUUAUGAUUCUGGAUCUAGAAGACCAUCAUCUUACAUUUCUUAUGAAGCACCUUUCUCUUCGUUGGCAUUUAGAGAUGAUGGUUGGAUGCUGGCUGCUGGAACUAGCAAUGGCCGUGUGGCAUUCUAUGAUGUUCGUGGAAAACCACAACCUGUGGCUGUUCUUCACGCUUAUGGUAGUUCUGAGGCUGUUACAAGCUUAUGCUGGCAAAGGUCUAAACCAGUUGUUGUUGAUGAAAGAAAUUGCUCUGCAGAGACUGCUCUUGUGGGAGAUACAGUUGAAGAUUCAAUACUAAUGCCUGAUCCUUUACCUUCUGCAACUUCAUCAAACAAUUCUCUUUCUACAUCAGUGUCAAGUACUAGGAACUCUGGUCGGCUGGGUGCCUCCUUUGAUGGUUCUUCACUUACGGCAUCUGGCAGUGGUUUUACAUCCAACAUACUAAAUGUAUCUACUGCCGAAGAAACUCCACAACGAAACCAUUUAUGGCCAGGUGGAACCCUGUCCAGGUUGCAUGCUCCCCGUGCUAGUUAUAACUUCAAGGAUGACAUGGAGGUCUUCUCCCCUCUUGUGGAUGUUCAACCAUUAGCCCCCUCACUAUGGGAUGAAAAUGGGAUAAAGAAGGAUAAUUUAUUUGCCGAUAGGAAACCUUUGUUGUUUCCGUCAUCUAGUCGAAGAUUUUCAAAUUCUGAGGAUGUAACCAGUGAUCAUCCAGUAUCUGAUUGGAAAUCUGGCUCAACUGCCAAGCAGGAUAUUGCUCAGUCUUCCUUUCCACUUGUGGGGUCAACUCCUCCUCCAUCUUCAAAGAAUGAAGAUUCUUCUAUCACUCCUCCAGAAGCUUGGGGUGGUGAGCGGUUAAGUGAUAAAUAUGCUUAUACACGUCAGCCUGUCAAUGCACCAUCUCGUUUUGGGAUGUUGGCUUCUGCUGGUCAGACAGCAGGAUCAAUGUUAUCUGGAUUGCAGGAUACAUCCUCAUCCGUGGGUGUUAGUUCCUAUACCAGUUCAAGCCUAAGUUUUGCUAAUUUACGUGCCAAGGAUGCCUCUUCAAGCCAGGAAACUUCCUUGGGGUUUACUGAUCACAUGUUCUCUACUUCUUUGCCGAUGUCCAUCAAUACAAAAACCAGCCUUGGACAAGCAAUUGAUUCCCCAAAAAUCCUUGAUUCCCCAAGAAUGUCAUCUUUUAAUCGAAGAUUUUCUACUUAUGCAGAAAGAAUAAGCACUACAUCUACCUUGAGCGAUGGAGUGUCGCUUUCAGUUGGCUCACCUAAGAUUAAGAAAUCAGGAGCAGAAACCAGAGAAGAACUUCUAAAUAGCUUGCUGUUGAAGUCUGAUAUAUCUGCUCCAAUAGAAUCUGGCUCAUUACCACUGACAAGUGGAGUAAUCUCACAGCCGAAAGCAUCUCAGCCAGAUGCACAAGGAUCUUCAUUUACACUUCAGCUUUUUCAACGGACCCUUGAAGAAACUCUGGAUUCCUUUCAGAAAUCCAUACACGAGGAUAUGAGAAACCUUCAUAUUGAAAUUUUGAGACAGUUUCAUAUGCAAGAGACAGAAAUGUCAGCUGUAAUGAACUCUAUUCUCGAAAACCAAGCUGAGUUGAUGAAAGAAGUGAAGUCUCUUCGUCAGGAAAACCAGCAGCUCAGACAAAUGCUUUGAUGGGUGUGAAUAAGCUCUGCAACAAAUUUUUUUGGGAGGGUGCCUUUGUCCUAUCUUGUGGGAUCUUUUUGUUUCUUUUACAAACUAACAAUUGGUGUAUGGCCUGCUGUGUCAAUCUUGAUUGCGUCUCUUAGCUUUUAGUCGGUGGUGAUUGCAGAAAAAAUAUCAUGAGAGAAUUGCUUUGUAUUAGAAUAGGGCUUUGAAAAUGUACAGGAUGAUGAUUCUUCCAAUUACAGAAGCUUUGUUGAGUGAUCUAUUUCAUGUUUAAAAAAAACCUCUUCAUUCUCGUGAA